Phlebotomus papatasi is the source of this 3544-nucleotide messenger RNA. RefSeq names its product protein Wnt-5 (gene Wnt5). NCBI's taxonomy places the organism in Eukaryota, Metazoa, Arthropoda, Insecta, Diptera, Psychodidae. Bases 705 to 3269 code for a protein of 854 amino acids. Gene Ontology annotation, molecular function: cytokine activity; frizzled binding. The record is from RefSeq and is a predicted model, not a curated record. The transcript has 10 exons. Gene Ontology annotation, biological process: canonical Wnt signaling pathway; multicellular organism development; cell fate commitment. Gene Ontology annotation, cellular component: extracellular region.
UUUCGCGAGAGCAGAAGGAUCUCGGGUCACAAUUCAUCAUUGUCAAGUUGACAUAGUUCCCUUUCGGUGUGCAAUUUCUGGCCAGAAGUGCACAAUUAACUAGAGGACUUUCAUUUGAUUUAUUGUUUAGUUAAAAAAAAUCACGAGAGAUUACUGGUUUUAGUUUAAGGAAUAUCAUAAAGUCCUUUAAGAAAAAUAAUCUCAGCUAAAAAAAAAAGGAAAUAAGGUUGUGGUGAAGUGUGAAAGAAGAAUAUUACAACCAUUAUCCAUUAUGACACUAAUUUAUCGUGUUAUUUUCCACGAAAGAAAAUCACUAAAGCAACACUAUACCGAGUUAUUGUGAAAGGAGGACAAAGGAAAAGAGAAUAAAAAAGGAUUUACUAAAGUUUUGUAGUGCGUUAACAAAAGAAUCAAGUGACAACGUCUUGUGUUUUUGAAAAGAAAAAUAUUGAGAAGAGACAAUAAAAAGAUUUUCAUGCAGAAACAAUCAAUUGAGGUGGAGGAACAAAAACAAGAGAGGCAUAAAAUAAUGUUUAUUGUUGUGUGAUAUGAAGUGAAUUGAAGUGAAUUAUUGCAAUAAAAUAAAACAAAAAAAAAGCAGACAAAAAAAACAAAACAAAAAAAAGUGGAUAAGCAGCCAAAAACGUGCAAAGCAAAAAAGUAGAAAAGGAGAGCGCUUUUAUGGAAGAUACUUGAGGCAUAAUAUGGAAUUAUUUACAAGGAAACUUUUACCACUGUGGACUAUAUACAUUUUUGGAUUAUUUGUCAAGUCUGGUUGGGGAUUACAAGGCACUCCAACAUGGAUAUGUUUGGGAAUAAAAUCACCAUUUAUCGAAUUCAAAAACGAAUACGAAACACUCUCCAACAUAAGUAUAUCAAUGAAUUUAACAAUUGACGAGAGCAAUGGCGUGACACUAAAUCGUAACUUGGGAAAUUCAUCACCAUCGACAAAUGCCAUUGACAAUCUCCAAAUAGCACCCCAAAAUACCGGAUUGCUGGGGAAGCAGAGACUAUUGAGUCGUAUUGAAGUAAUAACACCGCCAACAUCGACACCAUCGACAUCACAAUUGCUGGGCACCAUUGAGAGAGCAUCAACAAUUAAGACUGAAUACAUCACGAGUGCAUCGAUAAGUAAUGUUUACGAUCGCGAGAUUCGCAUAAUUGAAGAAAUUCCACCGGCCAGUGAUCAAACAGCGGGUGGUGAUCAGCAGAUGAUGUCGGUGAAUGAUCGCAAAUACAUUAUCCCAAUGGCAUUGAAACAGAGCACAAAAGAACCCCGCAAGAGUUCAAUCUUUCGUGAUUCAGCCACAACCACCAAUAUCGACGAUCUCAAGCGUCACAUUGUGAUGCUGCACAAUCUCACUAAGCAUGAUCGCAAUUUCAAAAGUAAAUUCGUACAAUUUCCCUCCCUGAGGCAUCACAAUGACACAAUUGCUAACAGUACAGUCAAAAGUUCAGGAGAUAGUCUCGGAAAUACUACAGAAAAUCCACCAUUGAAGAUAGAUCCUCUGCCAAAGACCCAAGAUAUCCUACGAGAUACAGACGAAGAUCGUAUGGAUGAUAGUGAUCUUGAAUUGUUGAUUAAUCACGAAAAAGUCACCAUAGUUCCUCAGGUCUUCCUCCAGAAUGAUCAGACACCCAUCAAUGCUGCUCCGGAAAACAGUAGCACUCCCCAUGUACGAAUCAAUCACGAAAAUCUUCCAACUACAAAAUCUCCACGGAGAUCUAAAGAAAAACCCCUUCGAGCCAAUGAAGAUAUCAAGAAGCAACAGAAAAAGAAACGCAAGAAACAACCGAAUAAAGUGUGCAAGGAAAUUAACGAUAAAGUCAUUGGAAAUUGCACUCUGGCCACAGCAUGGCGCAAUAGAAAGGGUAGAAAAAUGGCCAGAAACGUCACAACGGAAAUCCCUCCUGGAAAUAACAAGAAACUCCAGCGAGUACCAAGAAAUGAACGGAGUCACUCAAUUGAAAACCAACCAAUAAAUCCACCAAAUAUUUACACAGAAACCAUCGACAUCAAUCCAAGUCUCUGCCAUCAAGUGGGUGGUUUGAGCUAUGGACAGCAGAAACUCUGUGUUCUGCACACCAGCAUCAUGCCAGCCAUCAGUCGAGGUGCCCGUUCAGCUAUUCAGGAAUGUAAACAUCAAUUCAAGAAUCGCAGGUGGAAUUGUUCAACAGUUGAUGAUGACACAGUUUUCGGACCAAUUACCAGCAUUGGAUCACCCGAAAUGGCAUUCAUCCAUGCUCUAGCUGCGGCCGGAGUGGCAAGUUUUAUUGCCCGAGCUUGCCGGGAUGGUCAAUUGGCGUCAUGUGGUUGCUCAAGAAGUUCCAGACCCAAGCAACUCCACAGAGAUUGGACUUGGGGCGGAUGUGGAGACGAUUUAGAAUUUGGAUACAAAUUUUCUCAGACAUUCAUUGAUAUACGCGAAAAGGAGAAGAAACGUGGACCACGUGGAUUAAUGACACUCCCACAGCGAAUUGAUAAGAUAGAUGAGAAAAUUUCCCCUGAAAUUACCAAUGACACCGAACACCAGCACCAGCCACUCUUCAAGCCAGAAGACAUAAAGGAGUUGCAGGAGAAAAUUAAGAAGGAAAUUGAAGAAUCAAAGCUUCAGGAAAAGGAAAUGCAAGAACUUCAGGAAAAAAUAAACCGUGAGAUAUUCAAUUCCAAAAUCUUCAAUUUGGAAAAUAGAGCAAUGUACGUGAACAAUCGAAGACAAAAAGGCGCUCUGAGUAGAAUUAAACUGUCCGGGACAUCCCUCAAAGCCCGGAGUCUGAUGAAUCUUCACAACAAUGAAGUUGGAAGAAGAGCCGUCAUCAAGAAGUCGCGCAUCACAUGCAAAUGUCACGGGGUUUCCGGUAGUUGCAGCCUCAUCACGUGCUGGCAGCAAUUGUCCUCUAUGCGUGAAAUCGGGAAUUAUCUUAGAGAAAAAUACGAUGAAGCCACCAGAGUGAAAAUCAAUAAGCGAGGACGUCUACAGGUUCAUGAUUCGCGCUUUAAGAUACCCACGGCUCUUGAUCUGGUGUAUUUGGAUGAGAGUCCUGAUUGGUGUCGCAACAGCAAACAACUCCAAUGGCAGGGCACUCACGGGAGGGUAUGCAACAAAACUUCGUCAGGAUUGGACAGUUGCUCGAUCCUGUGCUGCGGAAGAGGCUACAACACCAAGAAGAUCGUCGUCCGGGAACGUUGCAAUUGCAAAUUCCAGUGGUGUUGCCACGUCAAAUGCGACAUUUGUGUGAAAGUUAUCGAGGAGUACACUUGCAAGUGAGGAAAUACAAGGCCAAGAAGUAUCAGAAAUGCUCAAAAAGACCUACUUCCGGCAAUAUUUGAAAACAUUGAACUAAAGAAAAUCCGACGGUCCCAACGCCAUAUUUGUGUGCCGCAUUCUCCCACUUUAAACCACAUUUUUCUCACAAAUUCCACCCCACAUCGCUCUAUCAUAGUUAAUACUAUUUAUUUAUUGUAACUCUAUCGUCGCAUAAGUAUUUAAUGUAGUGAAAAAUCGUGAAAAUAAAACUUAUCCUCAAAAGUUCCGCCAUCACA